This is a messenger RNA of Phycomyces blakesleeanus NRRL 1555(-), 231 nucleotides long. RefSeq lists its product as hypothetical. The transcript has a single exon. Lineage: Eukaryota; Fungi; Mucoromycota; Mucoromycetes; Mucorales; Phycomycetaceae. The record is from RefSeq and is a predicted model, not a curated record. Gene Ontology annotation, cellular component: cytoplasm. Gene Ontology annotation, biological process: regulation of GTPase activity; signal transduction. The annotation marks the transcript as partial.
CUUGUUGAUCGUGCAGAACGUGUAAAUGAGCUUCAAAGGCUAGUCUCUAUUCUUCCUAUAGAAAACUACACAUUACUACGAGCACUGACUGCCCAUUUGAUCCGGGUUGUCCAGAAUUCUGAUGUAAACAGAAUGACGCUUCAUAACAUUGGCAUAGUAUUCUCUCCAACUCUAAAGAUUCCUGUUGGGAUAUUCUUUUUAUUCAUAUAUGAAUUUGAUGCGAUAUUCUCU